AUGAGCUACUUGGGCCCAUUUCGUGCAUUCGGUCAAGAUCCGUUACGAGAACUCUUGUGUAUCUGCUUAGCUGUGCCUCUCGGAUUGAGCACGCAUUUUUUUGCUCGCGCUCGGCUCGUGCCUCAGCCUGGCUGUCCGUGUUCCUUCUUGUCCACCUCGUUGCGUGUCACUGGAACAGAUCUAGAGGCUCAACGGACUAUUCCAGCUGGUCCGGUUCACUUGGAUUGGUUUGAUACAGUCCAGCAGACCUGUCUUGAUGAAGCCGUCUUCAAUGUGGCAGUUCACGUCGUACCUUACUUUUGUGAAUGGACCCAGCCAUCUCAAGAAGCCUCAAAGCCACCCGGAGGAAACAUGGCAAGGUCUCUACUCAUACCAGUCAUGAAAUGCUUCGUCCAGGGUCUACUCUGGUUCAGCUCCCAUUUGAUCCUUCUCAACGUCUUUCCUCGCUCGCGCCUCCUUAAUCUUUCAGAAGAUGAUUCAUUUUGGUUCAGAACUAUCAUCACGUGCGCGACGUCUGUCACCUUUCGUUUCGCUUACUACGGCUUUUGGACACUUGCCGAAGCAGGUAUUCUGUCGUGUGGUAUCAACGCACCGAGAAGCAUAGACCCUUUAGCUAUUGAAUUCGCACUUGAGGUAGAUCAGUUUUGGCAUAACUGGAACAGAACUACACAACAAUGGCUUAGCAGAUGCAUUUACAGAAGAUUGCCUUCUCGUUGCCAGGGACUGACUGGAGUGUACAUAACGUUUCUAAUUUGUGGAGUCUGGCAUGAUCUGAGGAGCAGAUAUUUAAUCUGGGGUCCUACAGCAGGGACGAUCACCUGCCUGAGCCUAUACUUUCGUCGUCGACACAGCGGAGCGCUAAGAAAGUACAUCAUCAACGCCGAUGGUCGUUCAAGCCUAAAGUUUAUCCUGGUUACAAUGCGUUGGGUUUUAGCACAAUCGACGUUCGCUUUCGUAACUGCUCCUUAUCUGACUUCAAACCUGGCUGAGUGUUUCCAGGUUUGGUCCAAUGCCAAUUUUCUUGGAUUGCUGGGCACCAUACUGCUUGCUGCCUACUAG
This is a messenger RNA of Truncatella angustata, 1059 nucleotides long. RefSeq names its product MBOAT, membrane-bound O-acyltransferase family-domain-containing protein. Gene Ontology annotation, biological process: glycerophospholipid biosynthetic process; lipid modification. Lineage: Eukaryota; Fungi; Ascomycota; Sordariomycetes; Amphisphaeriales; Sporocadaceae. The coding region runs from base 1 to 1059 and encodes 352 amino acids. Gene Ontology annotation, cellular component: endoplasmic reticulum; membrane. The transcript has 10 exons. The record is from RefSeq and is a predicted model, not a curated record. Gene Ontology annotation, molecular function: 1-acylglycerophosphocholine O-acyltransferase activity; 1-acylglycerol-3-phosphate O-acyltransferase activity.